AUGGCUUGCGGAUCCGGAUGCUGUGGUCCCUCCAAGGACCAAUCCGUCGAUUCCAAUACUGGGCCCUCACCGACUCCAACUGAAACGCCGGCUGAAAUCGAGAUUGAUAGCUGUUGUGACGACGCGGGUUCUUGCGCUGAGCCAGUCGAGGCGGAUGACAGUCUCCAAGCUGACCAAUCCUUGACUGACAAAAACCGCGAUAAUGACGAUGAUUGCCAAAAGGGCUGCUGCUCCUCGACCCCGGCUUCUGAAGCCGCCCAACUUGGAUCCAGCCAGGCAGUCGUCAAAGACUGCUGUGGCCCGCCCGAAGAAGAUGUUGUCACUUGCGCAAAGCCCUGUUGUGGCUCGGCGGAUGAGACAACCAUGGAUACCACCGCCUCAAAGCCCAACAACGUUGAAGUGACAGCCGAUGACGACAAGAAAGGAUGUUGCAGCGCUCAGGAGGAGGUCGUCGUCGACAGCUGCUGCCCCCCCGAGCCCAAAUCUGAGGACGAUUACUCCCAAGCAUGUUGUGGCCCAAACACUGAUGCCAAAGCAAUGGAUGUCUGCGGGCCCCAGCCCACUGAUGUCACGGAUGACUGUUGCGCGCCGAGACUUCCAGUUGCGGUUGCCUGCAACGAGGGCUGCUGUGACACAAAAGCCGAGCCAAGGAAGAAAAAAGACUCGACCAUCAAACGAGACAUCGGCGCUGAUUUCUGUACUCCGCAGCCCCAGCCAACUGAUGACUGUAGCAAAGGAUGCUGCUCGUCUUCGCCGUCUAACCAGGAGGUAAAGGUAACAGAGGACAAGGCACCCAGCUGUUGCGAGGGCAAGACAUCCCCUUGUUGCGACUCAACCUGCAUUGACCGACUCGCACUUCGCGAAUGCACCGCCAAGAAGUCUUUCGCAUCGCGCCGCUCGUCCAAAGCGACCGCUAGCGAUAACAGCUGUACAGGCGGCGAGAACGGCAAGCCAUGCCGUGAUCACGCCCGCACCGUCCGCAGGACUUACCAGGCCAAGCUUGAAGCCUUGGGCUGCAUCUGCCGGGCUCUGCUGGCCCUUGGACAAGAGUCUUGCUGUGCUCCUCGUGAACGACCCGUUCAGAAGCGCUCUUCCAUCAGGUCGUCUCGCUCUCGCGUCUCUAUCGAUUCAUGCUGCGUUAAAGGAGCACCAGUUACUGCCUGCGGCUCGACUGGACGCUCUGGCGACAAGAAAGCGUCCCGCUCCGCUGGCUAUGGAGUCAAGGGCGACGGUUGUUCCAAGGGAUGUUGUGCAAAGCCAAAGGCCCCAAGCGUUGCGGGUUCUUGUGCCGACUCCUGCUGCGAUGCGACUGAAGCCACAGAUGCCAUCGUAGAGACAUCCAAGCGAGUGGUCGGCGACGUGACCAACGACGUGACCAACGACGUCGAACGGGGGCUCUCCGGAAAGGAACAUGUCGUUCUCAGCAUCUCCGGCAUGACUUGUACGGGCUGCGAGACCAAGCUCAGGCGAACACUCGCGACGGUUGGCGCGGUCAAGAAUCUCAGGACCAGCCUGGUGCUGGCGCGCGCCGAGUUCGAUUUGGAUAUGGGCGCUGGCUCGGUGGUCGAGGUCAUCAAACAUCUCGAGCGAACGACCGAGUUCAAGUGCGAGAAGAUAACCAGCCAGGGCGCCAGCAUCGACGUCCUCGCCCCCGGCAACACUGCGGCCUUCAUCAGCCAGCCCUGGCCAGAGGGCGUCACGGACAUUCGCGCAGUGGACAAGACGACCGUCCAUGUCGAGUUUGACGCAGAGGUCGUUGGAGCUCGCGAUCUGGUCGAUAAGGGUUGGGACACGCCCGUGGAGCUGGCGCAGCUUCGCGCCGAUCCGACCUUGGAGGCCGGCAGCAAGCAUGUACGCAACAUGGGGCUCAUCACUCUGCUUUCGAUCGCCUUGACCAUUCCGGUCCUCGUCAUGGCCUGGGCCCCUCUCCCCGAGAGGGAGCUGGCCUACGGUUCCGCAUCCCUGGCACUGGCGACUAUCGUACAGGUGGUCGUCGCAGGACCGUUCUACCCCAAAGCCUUGAAGAGCUUGAUCUUCUCGAGAGUCAUCGAGAUGGACCUGCUCAUUGUCCUGAGCACGAGUGCCGCGUACAUCUUUUCCGUCGUAUCAUUCGGCUUCCUCGUCUCCCACAAGCCUCUUUCGACGGGCGAAUUCUUCGAGACUAGCACGCUGCUUGUCACACUCAUCAUGGUCGGGCGAUAUGUUAGCGCCCUGGCGCGCCAGAAGGCCGUGGAAUCCAUCUCCAUCCGAUCGCUGCAGGCUUCUACGGCGUUGGUUGUUGACCGCUCAGGCGAGGAGAAGGAGAUCGACGCGCGACUUCUCCAAUACGGGGACGUCUUCAAAGUCGUACCAGAGUCCAGAGUCCCGACCGACGGGACGGUGAUCUCGGGCUCCUCUGAGCUUGACGAGUCCAUGAUGACGGGAGAAUCGAAGCCGGUCGAGAAAUACGUCGGAUCUUCACUGAUUGCCGGAUCCAUCAACGGCUCAGGGACCCUCAACGUCCGUCUGACCCGUCUCCCGGGCGACAACACCAUCAGCAACAUCGCCGGCAUGGUUGACGAGGCCAAGCUCUCCAAGCCCAAGAUCCAGGAUAUCGCCGAUCGGGUGGCGUCGUACUUUGUCCCGGUGGUGGUAGGCAUAACAAUCAUCACGUUCUCGAUCUGGAUCGCCGUCGGCAUUGCUGUUCGCAAGCAAUCCGGCUCCGAGGCCACGAUCCAGGCCGUCACGUACGCCAUCACGGUCCUCAUCGUGUCUUGCCCAUGCGCCAUCGGGCUCGCGGUACCGAUGGUCAUUGUUAUUGCCAGCGGCGUUGCUGCGGAGAGAGGCGUCAUCUUCAAGUCCGCCGACAGCAUCGAGGUUGCCUACAAAACGUCACAUGUGGUGUUUGACAAGACCGGGACCAUCACGAACGGCAAAUUGACGAUUGCUCAGGAAGACUAUGUUGCGGAUGAUGUCACAUCAACCAAGGGCUUGAUUCUAGGUCUCGUUGGCAGCAUCAAGCAUCCCGUUUCUGCCGCUGUCGCUGCCCAUCUCAAGGCCCAAGGCAUUUCCCCCUCCACCGUGUCGGACCCCAAGGCACUGACUGGCAAAGGCGUCGAGGCAACUGUUUCUGGGCGGAAACUCCGAGCGGGUAAUUCGCGAUGGCUCGGCUUCUCCACGGAUCCUAGAGUCGAGCCGAUCCUCACAAAGGGUUACACCGUUUUCUGCUUCACCAUCGAUGGCUCACUCGCCGCCGUGUUCGGUCUGGAAGACUCCAUCCGACCCGAUGCCCUCGAGACCAUCGCGACGCUGCAAAAGUCCGGGAUUGCGGUCCAUGUGCUCUCUGGAGACGACGACGGCGCCGUUCGAGGAGUAGCCACUCAGCUGGGGAUUCCCGACGGCCACGUCCGCUCCCGCUGCACGCCCGCAGACAAACAAGCUUACAUCCAGACGCUGAUGGCUCGGCGGCCGCACACGACAACCGAAACCCGCCGCGGUCCGCGGAAGAGUCUGAAGGAGCCAGUUGUCAUAUUCUGUGGCGACGGUACUAACGACGCGGUCGCGCUGGCCCAGGCCACGAUCGGCGUGCACAUGAACGAGGGUACCGAUGUCGCAAAGUCGGCCGCCGACGUGGUGCUCAUGCGGCCCAGCCUGGCCGGCAUACUCACCGCCAUCGCCAUCAGCAGGAAGGCCAUCCACAGGAUCGCCUUCAACUUCGGCUGGAGCUUCGCUUACAACCUAGUGGCCAUCCUCCUCGGGGCCGGCGCGUUUGUCCACGCGAGGAUCCCGCCCGAGUUUGCCGGGCUGGGUGAGUUGGCAAGCGUGCUGCCAGUCAUCGCGGCUGCAGUUCUCCUGCGUUGGAGCAAGGUUUAA
Colletotrichum higginsianum IMI 349063 is the source of this 3852-nucleotide messenger RNA. RefSeq names its product Copper-translocating P-type ATPase. Gene Ontology annotation, molecular function: ATP hydrolysis activity; ATPase-coupled monoatomic cation transmembrane transporter activity; ATP binding. Gene Ontology annotation, biological process: monoatomic cation transport. The coding region runs from base 1 to 3852 and encodes 1283 amino acids. The record is from RefSeq and is a predicted model, not a curated record. Lineage: Eukaryota; Fungi; Ascomycota; Sordariomycetes; Glomerellales; Glomerellaceae. Gene Ontology annotation, cellular component: membrane. The transcript is spliced from 2 exons.